Molecule: messenger RNA, 895 nt
Organism: Rhododendron vialii
Lineage: Eukaryota; Viridiplantae; Streptophyta; Magnoliopsida; Ericales; Ericaceae
Exons: 1
Coding region: 507-812 (101 amino acids)
Source: RefSeq, a predicted model, not a curated record
AGUCUUCCUAGUCUCAUGCCACUCCUGCACCAUCCUCCCAAAGGUAAACAACGAGAGAUUUUACAUGUUUUUCAUUUUUUUGCAGAUUACAAGAUUUUAUUUUUUUUUUUAAAACCCCCUUUCCCCUCAAUUUUUUUGUUAACUUGAUUGCUGUAAUUUUCGCACCCGCUUAUGGGAAAAUAACCAAAUUUAAAUAAGCUGACAAAAAAAAAUCGAAAUCCGAAAGCUCAGUUGUGAUGUUUUAUGGCUAGUUACGAAUGGAUUUGUACAGUAAGCACGGGUAUGUUCCGAUUUAUUUUGGCUAGUUGUGAAACUAUUCGGUAUUGGUUAGGAAUCAUCCGAUGAUUUUUUUUCGCAAAAUAUUGAUAGAAGUAGAGUAUCAUAGGCUUCUCCCUUUUGUUUAGAUAGAUGUAUUUCUAAUGUGAGAGGGUACUAAAUUGUGCCUCUGGAAUUGUGGAAGCAUUGGAUGAUUACAGGGAUAAAAGUACACAAGCAAGAGAAGCACUAUGGAGAUCAAUGAAGAUCAUAUAACCAACAUUUAUGCUAAAGUAGAGGUUCCGCCGGAGCUGAGGAUGAACUCGCCAACAUCCGCAACCGGGCUCACGAGGCAGGGGAGUAAUGCAAAGACCAACAACUGCCUGUGCUCUCCAACGACCCACGCAGGGUCGUUCCGGUGCAGGCUCCACCGGGUACCACCGGCUCUCCAGCGGACCAAGAGCACCGACUCGAGAUCGCUCAAAGACUCCCGUUCCAAGGCUAAUAUGAGUGCUGCUGAAACUACCAAUACUGGAAACACAGUUGAGGCUCAGUAAUACUUUGUACUAUUGAUGGAUGAUGUGUUUGUUGUGGCUUUGCUAAAUCUCUUUCUUUAUUACAGUAUUAGUUUGUUUUUACA